Cyphomyrmex costatus is the source of this 1546-nucleotide messenger RNA. RefSeq lists its product as uncharacterized. Gene Ontology annotation, molecular function: phosphoric diester hydrolase activity. Bases 45 to 1412 code for a protein of 455 amino acids. Gene Ontology annotation, biological process: lipid metabolic process. The record is from RefSeq and is a predicted model, not a curated record. The transcript is spliced from 6 exons. NCBI's taxonomy places the organism in Eukaryota, Metazoa, Arthropoda, Insecta, Hymenoptera, Formicidae.
GAUCGUAAACAAAGAAUUUUUAUCGAAAUCUCAUUAUUUCAAUCAUGUUGAAAGGAAUUGUUCUGCUGAUUCUCCAUGUCUUCUGUGACAUUGCAUUGGCAGGACAGUGCGGAAAAGUAUGGGUCACGGUUUCCUCUUUAUGGAGACCAAUCGCCGCCAGCGAUAAGGUGGUCGAUGCCGAAUUAGAAAUAAAUUGGGAAUUCGAUUGUCCAGCGGAUACAAGAUACUCAGAUACCCAAAUCAAGAUGUUCAAUGCUGACCCGUUAGCGGCACAUAACAAAAUGAUCAAGCCUGAACUGAUUCUGACAUCCUUACAACGUCCUCGGGGAUAUUACAGAACAAAUAUUACAGUCGGUCGUCCGCCGUUACCAGGAGGAUGGGACACGAAGGAUGGAGCGACUCUCCCAGGAUCACAUUGUCUCAAUUAUUAUGCUAUCCUUUACAAAGAUGGUCACAUGUUUUCUAUGUCUUGCUUGCAAAUCUGGCCGACUUGGAUGUACGAUUUAAGGAGGGAAAUCGGUAUGCUUCCUAUCGGUAGUCUGAUGAUACCUGGGACACAUAAUUCUGGUUGUUACAAACACGGUGAUCUAACGCGUCGGGACGCCUUUCAGCGAUACUUGUUGACACAAGAUCGUGAUGUUUGGACCCAGUUAGUGCAUGGCAUAAGAUAUCUAGAUAUCAGAGUUGGAUAUUACCCAUCGAUACCAAAUGGCACCGCACUUGACGAGGACGGGAAUCAUAUUAAUAGAUUUUGGAUCAACCAUGACGUCAUCCGCAUCACACCUCUUUCAGAAAUUUUAAAGGAUGUGAGAAACUUUCUGGAUGUAGCGAGGGGUGAAGUUAUCAUUAUGGACUUUCAUAGAUUUCCCGUGGGCUUCGAAGGUAGGCCGAACAGACAUCGGAAAUUGCUAUCUAUUUUACAUCGAGAAUUCGAAGGUUUAAUCCUGAAACCAGAGAGAGGGAUCGAAGGUCUGGGACCGACGUUAAAUGAUAUUUGGGCCGGCGGAAAGAGAUUAAUCAUUUGUUAUGGUGACAAACACACAGUAAACGAAUACGACUGGCUGUGGCCGCCCUUGACACAAGUAUGGGGCAAUCAACAAACUGUGGAAGGUUUGUUCGAAUAUUUGGAUGAAGAGAUUUUAGGAUCAAAGAAACGCAGAAAUAGUCAGAACCCAUUGUGGGCAGUAAUGGCGGAAUUGACGCCAUUUCCAUUAGAUAUUUUCUUUAAUCUGUCUGGCGGGCUUCGGCAGAUGGCUGAUUCCGUUAAUCGAAAUCUCACUGUCAAGUUUCAAGAGGAAUGGUGGAAAGAAACGAAUAUUGUCGCCACAGACUUUUUUCUCGGAAACGAUUUGAUCUGGGUAUCGAGAAUGUCAAAUAUUAAAAAAAGUAAUAUCGCGCAAUGGCGUUUGUAGCUAAUAUAUAGAAUUUUACUGAUAAUACUGAUAAUAAAAUUUCUUGUUUCAAAAAUGGAAAAAAUAUUAUUGCAAGGCGAAACGAUAACUCUCAUCAAACUUUUAUAAAUCUUAACAAAGAUGAAAUAGUACAC